Molecule: messenger RNA, 5577 nt
Organism: Ceratotherium simum simum (southern white rhinoceros)
Lineage: Eukaryota; Metazoa; Chordata; Mammalia; Perissodactyla; Rhinocerotidae
Source: RefSeq, a predicted model, not a curated record
AUGAGGGAGCUGCCGUUGUCCCAGGAGGCGACUGUGGAGCUGAGCUGUGGAGCAGGGCCACUGCGGGUGAUCCUGGGCCCAGAGCAGGCUGCGCUGCUGGACUGUAGUCUGGGUGCUGCCGCUGCCGGACCCCCGACCAGCAUCACGUGGAGCAAGGAUGGAGGUGCCCUGCCGGAGCACGACUACCUGCGCCUGCUACCCAAUGGCUCGCUGUGGCUGUCCCAGCCGCUAGCACCCAAUGCCAGUGACGAGGCAGCCCUGGGGGUCUCCAAGGUCAUUGAGGGCAGCUAUUCCUGCCUGGCCCAUGGUCCCCUUGGAGUGGUGGCUAGCCAGGCUGCGGUGGUCAAGCUUGCCACACUCGCAGGCUUCUCUCUGCACCCGGAGUCUCAGACGGUGGAGGAGAACGGGACAGCUCGAUUUGAGUGCCACAUUGAAGGGCUGCCAGCACCCAUCAUUACUUGGGAGAAGGACCAGGUGACAGUGCCUGUGGAGCCUCGGCUCAUCACUCUUCCCAACGGGGUCCUCCAGAUCCUGGACGUUCAGGAGAGUGACGCAGGCUCCUACCGCUGCGUGGCCACCAAUUCAGCCUGCCAGCGCUUCAGCCAGGAGGCCCUACUCAGCGUGGCCAGCAGAGGGUCCCUGGCAUCCACCAGGGGGCAGGACGUGGUCAUUGUGGCAGCCCCCGAGAACACCACAGUGGUGUCUGGCCAGAGUGUGGUGAUGGAAUGUGUGGCCUCGGCUGACCCCACCCCUUUCGUGUCCUGGGUCAGACAGGAUGGGAAGCCCAUCUCCACGGAUGUCAUCGUCCUGGGCCGCACCAACCUCCUGAUCGCCAGCGCGCAGCCCCGGCACUCUGGCGUCUACGUCUGCCGCGCCAACAAGCCCCGCACGCGCGACUUCGCCACCGCCGCCGCCGAGCUCCGCGUGCUGGCGGCCCCUGCCAUCUCGCAGGCGCCCGAGGCGCUGUCGCGGACGCGGGCCAGCACGGCGCGCUUCGUGUGCCGCGCGUCCGGGGAGCCGCGGCCCGCGCUGCGCUGGCUGCACGACGGGGCGCCGCUGCGGCCCAACGGGCGCGUCAAGGUGCAGGGCGGCGGCGGCAGCCUGGUCAUCACGCAGAUCGGCCUGCAGGACGCCGGCUACUACCAGUGCGUGGCUGAGAACGGCGCGGGCACGGCGUGCGCCGCCGCGCCGCUGGCCGUAGUAGUGCGCGAGGGGCUGCCCAGCGCCCCCACCCGGGUCACGGCCACGCCGCUGAGCAGCUCCGCCGUGCUGGUGUCCUGGGAGCGGCCCGAGCUGCACAGCGAGCAGAUCAUCGGCUUCUCCCUCCACUACCAGAAGGCACGGGGCAUGGACAAUGUGGAAUACCAGUUUGCAGUGAACAACGACACCACAGAGCUACAGGUUCGGGACCUGGAACCCAACACGGAUUAUGAGUUCUACGUGGUGGCCUACUCCCAGCUGGGGGCCAGCCGCACCUCCACCCCAGCGCUGGUCCACACACUGGAUGAUGUCCCCAGCGCAGCACCCCAGCUCUCCCUGUCCAGCCCCAACCCCUCGGACAUCAGGGUGGCGUGGCUGCCCCUGCCUCCCAGCCUGAGCAAUGGGCAGGUGGUGAAGUACAAGAUAGAGUACGGUUUGGGAAAGGAAGACCAGAUUUUCUCCACUGAGGUGCCAGGGAAUGAGACACAGCUUACGCUGCACUCGCUUCAGCCCAAUAAGGUGUAUCGAGUACGGAUUUUGGCUGGCACCGGGGCCGGCUAUGGGGCCCCCUCCCAGUGGAUGCAGCACAGGACGCCCAGUAUGCACAACCAGAGCCACGUCCCUUUUGCCCCUGCAGAGUUGAAGGUACGGGCAAGGAUGGAGUCCCUGGUCGUGUCGUGGCAGCCACCCCCUCACCCCGCCCAGAUCUCUGGCUAUAAACUGUACUGGCGGGAGGUGGGGGCUGAGGAGGAGGCCGAUGGUGAGAGCCCCCCAGGGGGCCGUGGAGACCAGGCUUGGGAUGUGGGGCCUGUCCGGCUCAAGAAGAAAGUGAAGCAGUAUGAGCUGACCCAGCUAGUCCCUGGCCGGCUGUAUGAGGUGAAGCUUGUGGCAUUCAACAAACAUGAGGACGGCUAUGCAGCAGUGUGGAAGGGCAAAACGGAGAAGGCUCCCACACCAGAUCUGCCCAUCCAGAGGGGGCCACCGUUGCCCCCCGCCCAUGUCCACGCAGAGUCAAACAGCUCCACAUCCAUUUGGCUUCGGUGGAAAAAGCCAGACUUCACCACAGUCAAGAUUGUCAACUACACUGUGCGCUUUAGUCCCUGGGGGCUCAGGAACGCCUCCCUGGUCACCUAUUACACCAGCUCUGGAGAAGACAUCCUCAUUGGCGGGCUGAAGCCGUUCACCAAAUACGAGUUUGCCGUACAGUCCCACGGCGUGGACAUGGAUGGGCCUUUCGGCUCCGUGGUGGAGCGCUCCACCCUGCCUGACCGGCCCUCGACACCCCCAUCCGACCUGCGCCUGAGCCCCCUGACACCGUCCACUGUUCGGCUGCACUGGUGCCCCCCCACGGAGCCCAAUGGCGAGAUCGUGGAGUAUCUGAUCCUGUACAGCAACAACCACACCCAGCCCGAGCACCAGUGGACUCUGCUUACCACAGAGGGGAACAUCUUCAGUGCUGAGGUGCAUGGGCUCGAGAGCGACACUAGGUACUUCUUCAAGAUGGGGGCGCGCACAGAGGUUGGGCCAGGGCCCUUCUCUGGCCUGCAGGAUGUGAUCACCCUCCAGGAGAAGCUCUCAGACUCCUUGGACGUGCACUCAGUCACGGGCAUCAUCGUGGGCGUCUGCCUGGGCCUUCUCUGCCUCCUGGCUUGCAUGUGUGCUGGCCUGCGCCGUGGCCCCCACAGGGAGGCCCUCCCAGGCCUGUCCUCCACGGCCACCGCUGGGAACCCUGCGUUGUACUCCCGAGCCCGCCUUGGCCCCCCUAGUCCCCCAGCUACCCAUGAACUGGAGUCCCUUGUGCACCCUCAUCCCCAAGACUGGUCCCCCCUGCCCUCAGACAUUGAAGACAGAGCUGAAGUGCACAGCCUUAUGGGUGGUGGCGUUUCGGACUGCCGGGGUCACUCUAAGAGAAAGAUCUCCUGGGCUCAGCCAGGUGGGCCGAUCUGGGCAGGCUCCUGGGCAGGCUGUGAGCUGCCCCAGGCAGGCCCCAUGCCUUCUCUGACCCGGGCCCUGCUGCCCCCUGCGGGAACUGGGCAGACGCUGUUGCUGCAGGCUCUGGUGUAUGAUGCCAUAAAGGGCAAUGGGAGGAAAAAGCCGCCCCCAGCCUGCAGGAACCAGGUGGAGGCUGAAGUCAUUGUCCACUCUGACUUCAGUGCAUCCGCAGGGAACCCUGACCUCCACCUCCAAGACCUGGAACCUGGGGAUCCCCUGCCUUUGGAGUCUCCUGACCUCACUUCGGGUGUUGUGGAUCUAGGGCAGGGGGCAGACUGGCUGGACAGGGAGCUGGGAGGGUGUGGGCAAGCAACCACUGGGCCAGACAGACUUACCUGCCUGCCAGAGGCAGCCAAUGCUUCUUGCCCCUACCCAGACCUCCAGCCCAGUGAGGCUCUGGAGGAGGCCCCUGGGAACAGCUGCCAGCCAAAGGCCCCUUGCCCUCUAGGAGCCAGCCCAGGGCUGCCAAGAGCCCCAGUCUCCUCUGCUUAGCUCUCCCAGAGGGUAUGGUUUGGGGCAGGCUGGUAUGGAUCACAUGACACGUGCGGCCAUGCAUGUACACGUGUGUGCCUGCAGAUACUGAACAUCAUCAAGCCAUUUGGAGCCUCCUAGGGUGCUCUGGCUGAGGGGAGAGGAAGAAAUGGAUUAUUCACUCUCCCCCAUACUCUGUGACACAUGUGCUAUGUGAGAGACGUGUGAGGCACAGCUGUACGUGAUAUACACAUGUGUGAAACACAUGUGUGUGUGCUGGUUGAUGAGCUGGAAAACGUUACUCCAGGCAGUGGUCACUACAGCCUCAUUGAUCCUCCAGGUCAGGACAGUGCCCCAGAGUGGUCAGUUCCCAGCCCUGUGGGACCCCCACCUCCAUCACCCACCUUUUAUUACACACUCUGAGAGUGUCUCCAAUGCCCUGUCUACGAAGACAGCCCCAGCCCACUUUCCUGUCUGGCUGGGCUGAGUGCAAGUAGGCUCUGAAUGCCUAAGUUUUAGUUGCAUCAUCUCCCAUCUCCCAUAUCCCCAUUGCCCAAAUUGAGAGGGUGACUCUGGCUCCCCUCAGAGCAACUCUGCAUUUCACUUUGUAAUUUGGGAAGUGCCUGGUUUUGAAAGUCUGCUUUCUCUUGCUCUCCCCUCCUCCCCUUCCCUUCACUACUCUACUGGUCUAUCUCCCAAUUAACUUGUUCUCCCAAUUCCAGAGCCCGUCUCCCCCUCCCUGAUACUCUUUCCUGUCCUGUCCGCUGUUUCUCUGUCUCUGCUGUCUCUCACACCUCUCCCCCACUGUCUUGUGGUUCUCCUGCCUGGGUUCAGUCUCUGCGUCCUUCCCUAACAACAUGGCUACCUCAUGUCUGCUUCCAGGAGGCGGCCGUGGCUCCCAUGUCCGCUGUUCACUUCACCAUCAUCUUCCUGCCCCCUCUUCUCUCUGUGCCUCUUCUGCCCCCUCCCCAGCAGACUGCCUACCCCCAGUGCAAGUUUAGAAAAGACCUUCCAGCUUCCCUUGCAUCUUUCUCCCUGGGACUGAGAUAGGAAUGUUCUCCUUGGAGGUGACGAAUCCAAGUCACAUGAGAUUUUUGAGACAGGGAAAGGGGAAUGUGACCCAGAGGCUCAGGAUAAAAUUCCUCCCUCCCUUCUGUGCAGGGAGGCAGGUUUGCUGGAUGGAGGGGUUUGGGACCUUCCUUCCCGGCUGAAGCUAACUGGGGAGAAGGGGAGUGGGAAUUAGGGGUGCCACAGCCCAGCUGCUUCCUACUCUGUGCUCCUUGAACAUGAGCUGAUGGGGUGGGGGUGAGAGGAAUCUCGUCUUCUGGGUGCUGGAAGGGAGGUCUUUGCAAAGGACAAGGGUCGUUGGCUCAUUUCAUUUUGUUUUUUCUUUAAAUUCAAUCCUGAAGUCAUUUUCUGUUGACGUGCCACACAAGGACAAGCUUGACUUCUAUUUCCUGUGUAGAGAAAACAAUGUCAUUUAUUUGAUUUUGCACCUCAGCCUCUCCUAGGAGCAUGGAAUGUGGGGUCUUUUCUCCCUAAAUGCCAUCUUUUUAACUGAUCGGCACAUCAAGGGUUAACUCUGGCUUCUGGGCCAAAUUAGAAAUAACCAGUCUAUCUUUCCCUUUUUUUUUUUUCAUAUGGUGAACUGUCUCUCAGCGGAGUUGCAGCUUCCUCAGACCCUUUCGGCAUCUGUGUUUAUUACACUCGGAUGUCACUCACUUUUGACAUCCGCACCUACGUCUCCUCCCCUCCCCCUCCUUCAGCCAGCCUAUAACACUAAAGAUUAUUAAUGUUGGUUUUGUAUCUCGUUAAGGACAGAACUGUCACUUGUACUCUUCUGUAGCAUUCAGCGUUGCUGUGGCUAACACCACUGUAUAUGUUUCAUCAUUGCUCUGAAGGUCAAAAGCCUCG